Molecule: messenger RNA, 1318 nt
Organism: Saprolegnia parasitica CBS 223.65
Lineage: Eukaryota; Oomycota; Saprolegniomycetes; Saprolegniales; Saprolegniaceae
Product: dihydrolipoyllysine-residue succinyltransferase
Exons: 9
Coding region: 101-1318 (405 amino acids)
Molecular function (GO): acyltransferase activity
Source: RefSeq, a predicted model, not a curated record
UUUGCCCCAUCCGGUUGAAGUCCGGAUAACGUUCCGGAUACGGGCGUGCAGGGGUUUGCCAGCCCUCCGAUUCCUCAUAUUUUCACGCCGGGUGACUGUCAUGAGCCGCAACUUGAUCCUCCGCGUCGGCCGCUCCAUGAGCCGAUCGAUGCAAGCGCCCCGCCUUGUGGCCGGCCGCGCGCCCAUGCGCAUGUUCUCCACGGCCGACGAGAUCAUGGUCAACGUGCCCUCGAUGGGCGACUCCAUCUCGGAGGGUACCGUCGUCAGCCUCAAGAACGUCGGUGACUACGUGCAUGCGGACGAAGCUGUCGUCGUGCUUGAGACGGACAAGGUCAGCGUUGACGUCAACGCGCCCCAUGGCGGCUUGAUCACGAGCAUCUUGGCCAGCAUCGACGAUGUGGUCAACGUUGGUGCGCCCUUGUUCACGCUUGACAAGGCGGCUCCUGCUCCGAUUACCAAGGCGGCACCGGCUGCGGCUGCCCCUGUCGCGCCUACGCCUGCCGCGGCACCGGCGACUCCUGCCGCGGCUGCUGCCAAGGCGCCCGCUCCCAAGAAGCCGGAAACGGUGGCUGUCCCUGCCCCGACGGCGGCGCCUGUUGCUGGCAAGUUCAACCGCACCGAGACGCGCGUCAAGAUGAGCCACCUCCACUUGCGCAGCAACCAGCGCAUGAAGGACACGCAAGACACGGCGGCCGUCCUCACGACCUUUCAAGAAGUCGACAUUGGCAACUUGAUGGCGCUUCAGAAGGAGCUCGGCGAGACGUUCGAGAAGACACACAAGGUCAAGCUCGGCUUCCUCUCUGCCUUUGUCAAGGCCAGCGCCAUGGCGCUCCAGAAGGUCCCGGCCAUCAACGCUUCGAUCGACGACGAGGCCAAGGACAUUGUGUACCACGAGUACGCCGACAUCAACGUCGUGGUGGCGACCGAGAAGGGUGUCACGACGCCCGUGCUCCGCAACGUCGAGUCGCUCUCGAUGGCCGACAUUGAGCGCUCGCUCACGGACCUUGGCGCUAAGGCGGAGGAAGGGUCGCUUGCGAUUGAAGACAUGGCCGGUGGCACCUUUUCGAUUGCGAACGGUGCUGUCCAGGGCUCGCUUCUCAGCACGUCGAUCCUCCACGCGCCGCAGUCGGCCAUCAUGAGUCUCCACGGCAUCCAGAACCGCGCCGUGUACCACGACGGCAAGGUCGUCUCGCGCCCGAUGAUGUACAUCUCGCUCUCGUACGACCACCGCUUGAUUGACGGCCGGGAAGGUGUCACGUUCCUCAAGACGGUGGCCGACGCCGUCAGCGAUCCGCGCCGCCUCCUCCUCGAAAUUUAG